Lactuca sativa (garden lettuce) is the source of this 1411-nucleotide messenger RNA. Its product is annotated as Acyl-CoA N-acyltransferases (NAT) superfamily protein. The record is from RefSeq and is a predicted model, not a curated record. Gene Ontology annotation, molecular function: acyltransferase activity, transferring groups other than amino-acyl groups. NCBI's taxonomy places the organism in Eukaryota, Viridiplantae, Streptophyta, Magnoliopsida, Asterales, Asteraceae.
UUCCAAAGUCAAGAUCUCAACACGAACACAAGGCUAAGUGGCUAGCGAUAUAAAUAUUCAUAUUUAUCCACAAAUAAACAAGGAAAACAAAAGAAAACCAAUCUCCGCAGCCUUCUCUCUUGCGUUCAUGGCCGCAACACCAUUCUCUCUUUCUUCCUCCAUUGACCACCACCACCACCACCACCACCACAGCCUCCGAGCCCAUCGCACUCUCCGCCACCAGCCACCGCAUUCCAAAACCCAUAUCAUAAACCCCAUCUUCACACACCCUUCCCCCAAGAUCUUCCCCAAAUCCACACAUCUCAUUCUCACUUGCUCCUCUCACUCAUCAUCAUCUCCAACUCUCCAAGAAAACCCACUUCCGACCGGAAAGUUCCUCUCAAACCAUGAUCUCGAAAAGCUAAAAUUCCUCGAAAAUUUCAAAAUUUUCCACAAAUUGCCAUCUGGGUCGAUGCUCUUAAUCCGUGUGAUGCAAGAACAAGAAAUGGACAUGACUGUUGAGUUACUUGCCGAAUCCUUCGCAGAAUCCAUGGUGUUACCCAAGGCUUAUGUCAAAUUAUUGGGUUUUUUAGUGAAACAGUAUUUGGUUGAGAGGAGAGCUUUGAUGCCUCAUGCUGUGACUUUGAUUGCGUUUCAUCGAAGAGAUACCGAUGAAGAAAAGGGCGAAAUUGAAGAUAUUCAAUUAGCAGGGACUGUUGAAGUAAGUUUUGAUAAAUUGGGGGCUAAUCUUUCACCUCCAUCUCCCACCCCUCCAAAGAAUGCACCAUAUAUCUGUAACAUGACAGUCAAGAAAUCCCUAAGAAGACAGGGCAUUGGUUGGCAUCUUUUGAAGGCAAGUGAAGAACUGAUUUCUCAAAUGAGUUUAGUGAGAGAGGUUUACUUACACUGUAGAAUGAUCGAUUCAGCUCCAUUUCACAUGUAUUCAAAAGCAGGAUACACAAUCUUCAAAACUGAUAGCAUUUUGAUCCUUUUAACAUUACAAAGACGUAAGCAUUUAAUGUGUAAACAACUUCCUCCACCCUCCAACAUCGUUUCAGAGACAAAUAUGUCAUAUGAUGAUGACAAAAAUCUUGCGCAAAUGGAUGCUUAGAAAUCUUGCUUUCAUAUGGUUGAAGUUUGGUUCUUUGGUCAAGAUUUUGGUUUAAAGCAAGGUAUCGGGUUGACUUUUUCUUAAAAGUCAACUCGGUCAACAUAAGAGAUGCAUUUCAAAGAUUUCCAAUCGGGUCAUAGACGUGAGGUAUGAUAUGUCUAAAGCUCUACAAUUAGUGUAUAAUAGGAAAACUCAAAACGUGUACUUUUUUGUUGUAUAGUUUCACAAAAGCAAAUAUUGUUGUAAUGAAUAGUAACAUAUGAAAGUUAAUGAUACAACAACAAACCCAAAAUCCCAUAUGGAUUUGGUUAGGGGAGAUAA